Messenger RNA from Lasiosphaeria miniovina, 1068 nucleotides. RefSeq lists its product as uncharacterized. NCBI's taxonomy places the organism in Eukaryota, Fungi, Ascomycota, Sordariomycetes, Sordariales, Lasiosphaeriaceae. Bases 1 to 1068 code for a protein of 355 amino acids. The transcript is spliced from 2 exons. The record is from RefSeq and is a predicted model, not a curated record.
AUGAACAUUAAAUCACUUCUCGCGACUGCGUCGCUCUUUACUCUUGCCCUCGUACAGGCCCAGAACAACAAUGAUGCGGGAGGGACCACGCUGGACCCAGCGGUUGUACAGGCCGGUUCAGGCGUUGAUGGGCUGAACUCUCUUGGUGUCGAUGCAGGUCAGACGGCUUCGCUGACCUCGAACAACAAUUUCAUCAACUUUUGCAAGGGCAAGACCCUCACCAAUGGCUUCCAGAAUACAGCGGGAUCUUGCAAUGGCAUCGUCAUGGGUCAGAUCCCCGCAAAGAGCAACAUGGUUACUUGCGUGAUCACGAACCCUCAGAAUGGCGCAUCCGUUGAGUCGGGCCAGACCUUUAAUAUCACUGUCCAGGUCCUGAACCUGAACCCUGGGUCCUUUACCAAUGCCGCCGCUACCUACUAUGCGGCCCCCCAGGUAGUAAAUCCAAACGGUAACGUCGAGGGACAUACUCACGUUACCGUCCAAGAUACGGGCAGUAAUUUAAACCCCACCCAACCGAUGGACCCCACUGUAUUUGCCUUCUUCAAGGGAAUCAACGACAAGGGCAACGGCGCCGGCACUCUUUCAGCCGUCGUGACCGGGGGGCUUCCAGCCGGCAACUACCGUGUUUGCACCCUGACAUCUGCUUCUAACCACCAGCCGGUGGUCAUGCCCGUAGCCCAGCGGGGUGCCCAGGACGACUGCGUCAGAUUCACUGUGACCGGGAACGGCAAGACUGUCAAUGAUGCCGCAAGUGACGGUGCAAAGGGCAAAGCCACCGCAGCGCAGAUUGCGCAGGCCAUUACUCUUGGCCCCGGUGCUCCCAACCCGGGUGGAAACGCAAACGCUGGACAGGCUGCCAAUGCAAAUGGAAACGCAAACUCGACCGCCGCUGCUACCAACGGCAACGCCGGCAACGGCAACGGUAAGGGCAAGGGGAACAACGGCAAGGGGAACGAGAACAACAACGGCAAUGGCAAUGAUCAAAACGGUGAAGGGAAGGGUCAAGGCAAGGCCUCGCGUCUCGCACGUCUCGUACGCCUAGCAAGGCGCCGCCAGUUGGUCUUUUAA